Messenger RNA from Pleurotus ostreatus (oyster mushroom), 1251 nucleotides. RefSeq lists its product as uncharacterized. Gene Ontology annotation, molecular function: monoatomic cation transmembrane transporter activity. The coding region runs from base 1 to 1251 and encodes 416 amino acids. Gene Ontology annotation, cellular component: membrane. Gene Ontology annotation, biological process: transmembrane transport; monoatomic cation transport. Lineage: Eukaryota; Fungi; Basidiomycota; Agaricomycetes; Agaricales; Pleurotaceae. The record is from RefSeq and is a predicted model, not a curated record. The transcript is spliced from 4 exons.
AUGCAGCAACGGAGGCCAUACUCAGCGAACAAGGGCAAGGACGCCUCGCCUAACGGCAAUGGGACGAGCCACGAACACAAGGACACGCAUAAGCAUGAACACGAACACGAACACGAACACGAACACGAACACGAACACGAACACGAGCAUGACCAUUCGCACUCGCAUUCAAUAUUCAGUUUACAUUCACACUCACAUGGCGAGGGAGGCCAGGGUGCAGAGAAGAUAAUCGAGGCGUUGCAGGGAUCUGGUGAUCGAGGCAGUCAGAUCACAUUAGUGGGACUGUUCGCGAAUAUUGGCUUGACUGCUGCGAAAGGUGCUGCUGGCUGGUACAUGCACUCUGCAUCGUUGCUGGCAGACGCCGGGCAUUCAUUGAGUGACCUUCUCGGCGAUUUCGUGACACUGUUCUGCUGGCGAUUGUCGCGCAAACCACCAUCGGAGCGGUACCCCUACGGGUUCGCGAAGUUUGAGACGUUGGGUACCACCACGGUUUCGCUGUUGCUCAUUGGCGGCGCGCUGGGAAUAGGCGUACAUUCCUACCACCUUCUGAUAGUAGCGUUGAGUGAAGCUGCUUCCCACACUGCUUCCGGGAGCGUGCAAACCAUCCUUCAACAAGUAGCCUCCGUAGCCCCCCACAUCCCCACAGUCGGCCACGCGCACGUACACACCGUCGACCCUAAUGCAGCAUGGUUCGCUGCCGUAAGUGUUCUGGCGAAAGAAUGGCUCUACCGCAUAACGAAGAAAGUGGCGGACGAAGAAAGAAGCCCUGUGCUGCAGGCUAACGCAAUACAUCAUCGCAGUGAUGCUUAUUCGAGUGUAGUCGCCCUCGUGGCGAUCCUGGGUUCCUGGCUUAUCCCAGCCUUGCCUUUGGAUCCAAUUGGGGGGCUUAUCGUGGCUAUCGUUAUCCUUCGGCAAGGCUUAGGGCUCUUGGGAGGUGCAUGGGGAGACCUUACAGACGCAAGCGUUUCUUCUAGAACGCGGCAAUCUCUCCUCAAGACGUUGGACCCGCUAAUAUCUACCAACAAUUCCACGACAUCGGACCCAUUGCUGCUUGUCAUUCGUCAGAUAAGAGCUCGCCGUUCGGGGUCUUUGAUGUUCGUAGAUCUGAAGGUCGAUGUUCCUGGAGGCCUGACAGUAUACGAAUCAUCGGCAUUGGAAGUGAAGAUUUCACAGACGUUGAUGAAAGCCCGGAGGGAAAUUGCGGAAGUUAAUGUACAGUUCCGCCCCAUUGAUGUGAAAGCCCAAGCAUAG